GCUAGUAAUGAUGUUGCUCAUCCACGACAAGAUUUUUUGUGGACGACCUGAUGAAGCUAUUGGCGCUUUUAUUAAUCUUGAAGGAUGAAAUGUCCGGAAGAGAGGUUGUAUUAAUGAAGGUAAUCAAGGCACAAGUUCUAAUGUCGCGACUUAUCAAUGCAAAUGGUCUACUACCGCAACAACGUUGACUGCUCAAGAAAUUUUAAGAUGGUGAUGUUCAUUCUGAGGGAGAUGUGUUUCCACAUGAUGAUGAUGAAGAAGUGGAAGUUGACUUUGGUCAAGCACCACUUUUCCCUAAUCAUGGUGUCCACAAUGCGAGCAAUGACAAGAAUUUCCAGGAGCAUCUCCAUUAAUAAGACAUUGGAAGGCUAUCUUAUUGCGAAUGUUGUAAAUGGAAUGCGUGCUGGUUUCAGAGGAAAACUCAACAAUCUCAUGGUUCAACUUAGGAAGAAUUGCAACCACCCUGACCUCUUAGAGUCUCAAUUUGAUGGUUCUUUUUUCUUCCCACCUGUGGAGCAAAUAGUUGGGCUGCGUGGAAAGUUUCAGUUAUUUGAUAAACUGGUUGGAAAAUUGCUGGACCGAAAACACAAGAUACGAACUGCUAAAAUGUUCUGAUCUUUUCUCAGUGGACUAGAAUGUGAGACAUAAUUGAGUACGAUUUUAGUCAAAAGGGUUUUGAAGUCUGCAGAAUUGAUGGCUCUGUUAAAUUGGAUGAAAGAAGAAGACAGAUUCAAGAAGAGUUCAAUGAUGUGGGAAGCCAGUAUAGGAUAUUUCUUCUUAGUACUAGAGCUGGUUGGUUGGGGAUUAAUCUUACAUCUGCGGACACCUGCAUUUUGUAUGACAGUGAUUGGAACCCACAGAUAGAUCUACAGGCAAUGGAUCGAUGCCAUAGGGAUUGGUCAGCCAAAACCUGUUCAUGUGUACAUGCGUGCUACUGUGAUAUCUGUUGAGGGCCGGAUGCUGAAAAGAGCUUUUAGUAAGUUAAAGCUUGAGCAAUUGGGUAUCUAGUAAGGCCAAUUCCAGCAGGAGCGAAGCAACGCAAAUGCUAAUGAUGUCUUGCAGCAAGAGGAUCUGUUGACUCUUCUCCGAGAGGAAGAAAGUGCAGAAGAUAAGUUGGUGCAGAAGAUAAGAGUGAUGGACUACAGCGACUUACUUGCCCUUCAUUCCCAAGAUGCCAAAGCCAAUUCUCAGGCAUGUUCAAAUGCCGUUCUUCUGAAAGGGCCUGGCUGGGAGUUGAUUAGUCUUGCGCAGUUUGCCUCAAGAAUUGCAAUCCAUUGCAAGAAUUGCAACAAGUUAUCUAGGUACAUGGUUU
Messenger RNA from Cuscuta campestris, 1312 nucleotides. NCBI's taxonomy places the organism in Eukaryota, Viridiplantae, Streptophyta, Magnoliopsida, Solanales, Convolvulaceae. The record is from the annotation of a GenBank genome assembly.